Messenger RNA from Danio rerio (zebrafish), 3058 nucleotides. It is a transcript of the gene usp44, whose product is annotated as ubiquitin specific peptidase 44. Lineage: Eukaryota; Metazoa; Chordata; Actinopteri; Cypriniformes; Danionidae. The record is from RefSeq and is marked provisional. Gene Ontology annotation, molecular function: zinc ion binding; cysteine-type deubiquitinase activity. Gene Ontology annotation, biological process: ubiquitin-dependent protein catabolic process; protein deubiquitination. Gene Ontology annotation, cellular component: nucleus.
CACAGAAGUAACCAGUGCUUGACGAAAAAUCAGAUUAACCAUCAUGCCUUGGGAGGAGUUGGUUUCACUGCUGGCUGCCGUCACAAUAGUGAUGUGAGGAGGGCAGUGACCGACUGUGAUGGACAGGUGUAAGCACGUGGGUCGCUUAAGGCUUGCGCAGGACCACUCGAUCCUGAACCCGCAGAAAUGGCACUGUGUGGACUGCAACACCACCGAGUCGGUGUGGGCAUGUCUUAGCUGUUCUCAUGUAGCAUGUGGACGCUACAUAGAGGAACAUGCGCUUCAGCACUUUAAGGAGCAGCACCACCCUUUGGCCCUGGAGGUGAAUGAGUUGUAUGUGUACUGCUACUUGUGUGAUGACUACGUGCUGAAUGAUAAUGCGACAGGUGACUUAAAGCUGUUGCGAAGCACGUUAAGUGCUAUUAAGAGCCAGUGCUAUGAAGUCACCACACGUAGUGGCCGUACCCUUCGCUCAUCCUCUGCUAAUGGAGAUCAGCUAUCACCUAGCACGCAGGAGCUGCAGUUGCGGGAUGAGGACCGCAUGUUCACUGCAUUGUGGCACCGCCGGCGUGCUCUAAUCGGUCGCCUUUUUCGCCUGUGGUUCGCACAAACUGAACGGGGAAAGAAGCGUUUGGAGGAGGAACGGCAACAGGAGGAAGAGGAGGAGAGGAAGCGUGAAGCACGGGAAAGAAGACGGCAACUCAAACGGCAGCUCAAGGAAGAGUUGGAAAGUGCACCUCCUAGGAAGAGCCAUCGCAUUCGACGACAGAGCUUGAAGGCAACUUCUGUGAAACCUGCAAGAGCACCAGCCAAAAGCACUAAAUCUGUGAGGCGCAGGUCUGCUCCUGCUCGCGUCUCCACUCCUACUCCACGAACUCCUAGAGAGAGAACUCCUCAACAGAGGCCCCGUCCACAAGCCAAGGCCAAACGGCCACAGGCUCCACCUUCUAAAACAGGCGAUUCGCCCGUCAAACGGCGACCUACUGUAACUCCAGGAGUGACAGGUUUGCGCAACCUUGGCAAUACUUGCUACAUGAACUCGAUAUUGCAGGUUCUGAGUCACUUGCAUGUAUUCCGGGAGUGCUUUUUGAGACUGGAUCUGAACCAAGCGCUGGAACUGCUAGCCUCUGCGGUCAGCCGCAAGUUAGGACUCUCUGCUCAGCGCGUGAUCCAGCCCAAAGGCCUUAAUCAGGGGUCCGGACUCAGUGGAGGAGCCUCCCGUUCACGCAACAUGGAGCUCAUACAACCCAAGGAGCCCAGCUCCAAACAUAUCUCGCUUUGUCACGAAUUACACACACUCUUUCAGGUGAUGUGGUCAGGCAAGUGGGCUCUGGUUUCCCCAUUUGCAAUGCUGCAUUCUGUGUGGCAGCUGAUUCCAGCGUUCCGAGGUUAUGCACAGCAGGAUGCGCAGGAAUUUCUUUGUGAACUUUUAGAUAAAGUCCAGCAUGAGCUGGAACGGACCAGAACAUUAACACCUGCCACUGUUCCGGCCAACCAGAGACGCCUUAUCAAACAGGUGCUCAGUGUGGUCAAUACCAUCUUUCAUGGCCAGCUCCUCAGUCAGGUGAGGUGUUUAGCAUGCGAUCAUCGCUCAAACACAAUUGAGCCCUUCUGGGAUCUUUCUCUGGAAUUCCCUGAACGAUACCACAGCAACAGUAAGGAUGCUGCACAAGUUCCUUGUGGCUUGACAGAGAUGCUGGCUAAGUUUACAGAGACUGAGGCAUUGGAAGGAGCCAUAUAUGCUUGCGACUACUGCAACAACAAACGACGGCGAUUCUGUUCGAAGCAGGUGGUCUUGACUGAAGCUCAGAAACAGCUAAUGGUUCACAAACUGCCUCAUGUUCUCAGAUUGCACCUCAAACGAUUCAGGUGGUCCGGUCGAAACCACAGGGAGAAGAUCGGUGUUCAUGUUCAGUUUGAGCAGGAGCUGAACAUGGAGCCGUACUGCUGCAAAGACUCCGGCAACUUACCCCAUCCUCAACACUUCCUCUACCAACUUUCUGCUGUCGUCAUGCAUCACGGGAAGGGAUUCGGAUCAGGCCAUUACACUGCCUUUUGUUAUAAUACUGAAGGAGGGUUUUGGGUGCACUGUAAUGACUCUAAACUGAGUGUCUGCGCGGUGGAGGAAGUGUGUAAGGCCCAGGCCUACAUUCUCUUUUACACGCAAAGAAACGCUCAGGACAAAAGCAAAGAGAGUGACCUCUGACCCUUCAGAUGUAGAGACUGUCCGUUUGUACAUUCUGUUCAUAUAGUUUCGGGACGGUUAGUAUGUCUCCUUUUUCUAGUGUACAGCAAAUGUGGAAGGGGGUAUGUUUUUGUCACACGCACACUUAUGCCUUACAGUUUUACAGAUUUCAGCAUCCUUGCAGUGAUUGUAGCAAUUCAUUUGUGUGUGUGUAUGUGUGUGUGUGUGCAAAGAGAGUGAAUUUGGUCCAAGCCUGAGGCAUUAUUGGUCUCACUAGUGUCCGUGUUUAUCGUCUGCAAACCAAAGUUGAGUUGUGAAUGUGUACCGAGUCUGAAACAUUCGUAGCGUCAGUAUAAAAAGAGGUUUUCUGUCUUCAUAUCUCAAGUGUUUUAUUAUCUUCAGACAAAUUAUUUGUUUUUGAUAAGUGCCCUGCCAAGUCAGAUCAGUUUUAAGAUGUUAAUAACUUUUAAACGAGGCGCGAUUCAGGAAUUUUUCUGUCACCUUCUCAGAAUGUAGUUUUUAUACCUGGUAUUUGGGUAGACAACUUUUUUUUCCCAUUUUACAGGAAAAUGUCAAAGAUUUUUUCACCAGCAAAAAAAAAAUAGACAAUGUAUGCUGUUAUAUUCUCCCUUUGUCUGUUUGUGGCGUGUAGACUCUCUUCUGUAGUUCGUACACUUAUUUUAGAUGUACGUGUUUGUUCGACUCUCAUACACUCCUGCUCAAAUCUCCUGUUUCCACAUCUCGUUGGCUGUUCAAAUCCAUUUUCCUCCUCCGCUUUUGAGCAGGUAUAGAUGUAAAACUAUGCAAAUUGUUACCUCAAUUCAUAGAGAAAUUUACCUCAAUAAAAGGAGAAUAUUUUUGCAUUUUUCUAAA